Babjeviella inositovora NRRL Y-12698 is the source of this 1455-nucleotide messenger RNA. It is a transcript of the gene PDI1, whose product is annotated as protein disulfide isomerase. The annotation marks the transcript as partial. Gene Ontology annotation, cellular component: endoplasmic reticulum. Gene Ontology annotation, molecular function: protein disulfide isomerase activity. Lineage: Eukaryota; Fungi; Ascomycota; Pichiomycetes; Serinales. The record is from RefSeq and is a predicted model, not a curated record. Gene Ontology annotation, biological process: protein folding; response to endoplasmic reticulum stress. The transcript has a single exon.
AUGCAAUUCACCAAAUGGAGCAUGUCCGCUUUGGCUACUAUGUUAGCCGCUGUCAGUGUUGUCACCGCCAACUCUGAGGCCGCUAUCGCCGAUCCAGACUCUGCCGUGGUCAAGUUGACCGCCGAGACAUUCGAGUCUUUCAUCGCCGAAAACCCUUUGGUGCUUGCUGAAUUCUUUGCCCCAUGGUGUGGUCACUGUAAGACCUUGGGUCCAAACUUUGCCGCCGCCGCUGACGAGUUGGUCAACAAGCCUGCCAAGUUGGCACAGAUCGACUGUACCGAGGAAGCCGAGUUGUGUCAGCAGCACGAAAUCAGAGGCUACCCAACCUUAUUGGUGUUCAAGGGUGAUGCCACCUCCUCCUCCCCAUACCAGGGCGGGAGAACCGCCAGCGACAUUGUCCUGGCCAUGACCAAGUUGUCCCAGCCAGCUGUCAGCAUCAUCAAGUCCGAUGAUGUCGAAGACUUUAUCGCCGACAAUACUGGCGCCGUCGUCCUCCAGGUCGGUGCCAACACCAAACCAAACAACGCAUCCUUCUACGAGAUUGCCGAUACCUUGAGAGAUGACUUCACUUUUGCCACCGUCCCAACCUAUGGCAAGCACGCCAAGGGGACUGUGUUGGUCUUCCGUCAAGGUGACGAGGAACCAUCGGUCUUCAAGGCCCAGAAGAAGCUUGACGCUGAUGCGUUGAAGGAGUUUGUCAAGGUUGAGUCCAAGCCAUUCUUCGGCGAGUUGGAAGCCGCCUCCUUCCAAGCCUACGUUGACGCCGGUGUUCCUCUCGGUGUUUACUUCUACGAGGCUCCAGAACAAAGAGAUGCUGCUGAGAAGCUCUUCACUGAGUUGGGUAAGGAAUACCGCUCCAAGGUCUCUUUUGUUGGUUUGGACGCUGCCCAGUAUGGUAAACACGCCGAGAGCUUGAACGCCAAGCAGGAGUUCCCAUUGUUUGUCAUCCACGAAGUGGAGGCCGAUCUCAAGUACAUCUUCCCACAGUCUGAGGAGUUAACCGAAGCCGAAAUAACCAAGUUUGUCGCCGAGUACGCCAAGGGUUCUAUCGAACCAACCAUCAAGUCUGAGGACAUUCCAGAGGUCCAGGAGGCUGCUGUUGUCAGAUUGGUCGGUAAGACCCACAAUGAUAUCAUCAAUGACGAAACCAAGGAUGUGUUGGUCAAGUACUACGCCCCAUGGUGUGGUCACUGUAAGACCUUGGCUCCUAUCUAUGAAGAGUUGGCUGAGGCCUACGUUUCUGAUCCAGACUCUAACAGCAAGGUGACCAUUGCUAACUUGGACCACACUCUCAACGACGUGCCGGGUCUCCUGCUCAAGGGCUACCCAACCUUGAUCUUGUACCCAGCUGGUGACAAGGCCAACCCGGUCACCUUUGGAGGCCAAAGAUCCUUCGAGGAGUUGUCCAAGUUCAUCAAGGAGAACGGUUCUAACGGCGUUGACGCUGAGGCCAUC